Cheilinus undulatus (humphead wrasse) is the source of this 5328-nucleotide messenger RNA. RefSeq names its product collagen, type IV, alpha 5 (Alport syndrome) (gene col4a5). The record is from RefSeq and is a predicted model, not a curated record. Bases 203 to 5266 code for a protein of 1687 amino acids. NCBI's taxonomy places the organism in Eukaryota, Metazoa, Chordata, Actinopteri, Labriformes, Labridae. Gene Ontology annotation, cellular component: collagen trimer; basement membrane. Gene Ontology annotation, molecular function: extracellular matrix structural constituent. The transcript has 51 exons.
UGCAGAGGCGCACGGUGCCACAGCCAGGACCACUAGGGAGCCUCUGCAAAGCGCAAGAGCAGCCAACACGCCGAGACGAAGACGAAGAAGAGUUUUUUCUCAUAAUUGUGCAGGAGGGAGAGCAGGGCUAUGACACGCGAUUAAGAGCCGUACAGUUUGUGAGUGUUAACGCAGGCGGAUUCUUGUGUUAUUCCCCCCCAAGAUGAAUAAAGACUUGAAGAGCCUGCGACAGCUCGCCGUGCCUCUGCUCGUCCUCGCUCUGUGCGUCGCGGUGCAGCAGGCAGACUCCGCGGCGUGCCAUGGCUGUGUGGGAUCCAAAUGUGACUGCAGUGGACAAAAAGGAGCCAAGGGUGAACGGGGUUUCCCAGGCCUCACCGGACAGCCAGGAGUCCCAGGAUUCCCAGGACCUGAGGGACCCAUUGGACCCAGAGGAGAGAAGGGUAGCGAUGGACCUCAAGGACUGUCUGGUCCAAAAGGAAUAAGAGGGCCGCCUGGGUUGCCGGGAUUUCCCGGAACUCCAGGACUUCCAGGUCUCCCUGGACAGGAUGGACCUCCAGGACCAAGGGGAGUACCGGGCUGCAACGGGACAAAGGGUGAAAGAGGUUACCCAGGAAGUGGAGGCAUCCCUGGAGCACAGGGACUACCGGGUCCACCUGGUCUGCCUGGACCAAAGGGAGACCCCGGUGACGUGGUCUCCACAAACCGUUUUGGAGAGAAAGGAGCUGUUGGACUGCCCGGGUUACCAGGAAAUCCUGGCACCCCUGGACCCCCUGGUUUACAAGGUCCACUCGGCCCACCGGGACCCAGAGGCUACGAGGGUCGUCCAGGUCCUCCAGGUCCUCCUGGACCAAAGGGAAAUAUGGGGUUGAACUUCCAGGGACCCAAAGGAGAAAAGGGUGAACCCGGCUUGCCAGGACCUCCCGGACCUCCCGGACAGGUGGGAGAGCAGAAGAGACCACCAGAGACAGAGAUCCAGAGAGGAGACAAGGGUGAUCCAGGUCCUCAAGGUCCUCCAGGAGAUCCAGGCUAUCCAGGACCCCCUGGUCCUUCUGGUGGACAGAAAGGAGAAAAGGGAGAACCUGGAGAGGCCGGCAAACGAGGCAAAAACGGCAAAGAUGGCGACCCUGGUACUCCAGGUUUCCCAGGAAUCAAAGGAGAGCCAGGACUUCCAGGUCCUCCAGGCAGGGACGGAGAGAGAGGCCUAAAAGGUGACCGUGGAUACCCAGGUCCUCCAGGAGCGGUGAUUGGUGGGCAGACCGGUGGAAUUGGUCCUAAAGGUGAGCCGGGAUUCCCAGGAUCACCUGGACUCAAAGGAGAAAGAGGACCACAAGGUCUAACAGGACCACCAGGAGCUCCUGGGCUUCCAGCUAUCGGUGGAGGUGGUCAGCCUGGAUCUCCAGGUUUCCCUGGAGAGAGAGGUCAAAAGGGAGACCAAGGCCCUCCAGGUCUGUCGUUGCCCGGACCCCCAGGUCGUUCAGGAGCCCCAGGUCCUCAGGGUCAACCAGGACCCCCUGGACCUCCUGGCUUUUCAACGGCAGGACAAAACUGUGUCGCAGGAGAUCCUGGACGCCCUGGUCUGCAGGGAGAGAGAGGUUAUCCAGGAGAGACAGGACAGAAAGGUGAGAAGGGCGACACCUGUGUGAACUGCUUUGGUGGUACCAGUACCAUCCCAGGACCCCCAGGACCUCCAGGACCACCUGGAUUCCCCGGUGGGCCCGGCGGCCCUGGUUCUAAAGGAGACCGAGGAUUCCCUGGUACACCUGGAGCUGUUGGACCUCCUGGUCCUUCUGGUCCCACAGGAGCUCCAGGAUUCCCCGGAGAGAAAGGAGACCCUGGGGAGGCAAUCACAGUGAGCGGUGUGAGGGGAGAGAAAGGUGAUACCGGCUUCCCUGGAUCACCUGGUCUACCUGGUCUUGAUGGUCGUCCUGGUCGGGAUGGAGGUCCUGGAGCUCCAGGACCCAAAGGAGCUCCUGGUUCCCUGCUGGUGAAAGGAGAACGUGGAUCCCCUGGUGAGCCAGGUUCCCCAGGUAUUCCCGGAGAUAGGGGCCCCCCAGGAGGCCCUGGGUUUGGACCUCAGGGCCCCUCAGGAGAGAAGGGUAUCCCAGGAGUACCAGGAAGACCCGGAGGUCCAGGUGCACCAGGAGCUAAAGGUGAACCAGGCCUAUCAAUCGCUGAAAAGGGCUUACCAGGACCCAGAGGACUGGAUGGCGAGCCAGGAUUGCCUGGUCCUUCAGGUGCCCCUGGUCAGCCUGGUCGGGAUGGUUUCCCUGGUUUACCAGGGGCAAAGGGUGAACCAGGACUCCCAGGGAUUGGACUUCCAGGACCAGCAGGAGUUAAAGGAUUCCCAGGUAUUCCUGGCCAGCCAGGAGCUCCUGGAGAACCAGGCAGACCAGGCGUUGAUGGACUCCCCGGCCAACCUGGAUUUCCUGGACCCAAGGGAGAACCUGGCUUUGGGCUCCCUGGCCCACCAGGUUUACCUGGAGUACCCGGAGGCAAAGGUUUUCCAGGACCAAAGGGAGAUCCAGGUUUCCCUGGUGGUCCUGGUUCACCUGGACGAAAUGGAUUUGAUGGUGCUCCAGGAGCUAAAGGUGAGCCUGGUUCACCAGGUAUUCCUGGAGCUCGUGGCCCACCUGGAUCUCCCACCAUUGGCUCACUGGGUCCACCUGGUCCACCUGGCCCACCUGGCCCAAUGGGACCACCAGGAUUCUCUGGAGGAAAUGGAGGGAAGGGAGACCCUGGCCCUCCAGGUCUAGACAUCCCAGGUCUGCCAGGAGACAGAGGAAGUCCUGGUUUCCCAGGUUCCCCAGGACCAGUUGGUGCCCCAGGACCUCCAGGAGGACCUGGAAGGGAUGGCGUGCCUGGACUGCCUGGUCAGAAAGGAGACAUGGGUCCCAUGGGAUCUCCAGGACCUUCAGGAGGACCUGGAGGCCCAGGAGGGCCUGGCGGACCUGGACAAAAAGGUGAAUCUGGAUUCCCGGGUAGAGAUGGCACCCCUGGUGGUCCUGGUGCUAAGGGAGAGAGAGGUGAACCAGGUCUCCAGGGGCCCCCAGGAGCCACCCUACCACCAUCAGUCACAAAGGGAGCCAAAGGAGAUCCUGGACUACCAGGUUCACCAGGUAUUCCGGGUCAGAAAGGUAUCCCAGGUCUCCCAGGUGACCCUGGACUGUCAGGAUCAGAUGGACGCCCUGGACUCCCUGGACCACCAGGCCCUAAGGGAGACCCUGGUAUCCCAGGAGGCCCAGGUGGUCCUGGAAGCCCUGGACUUAAAGGCGGAAUGGGAGAAAUGGGAUUCCCAGGACCAGCAGGGCAGAAGGGUCUACCAGGUCAGCCAGGUAGGCCUGGAUCCCCAGGACAGCCUGGAGGUCCAGGAUUCCCUGGUUCAAAGGGUGAACCAGGUUCCGCUGGUGUAGGACCACCUGGACCAUCUGGACUGAAGGGUGAACCAGGACAGCCAGGGUUCCCAGGAAGUCCAGGGCUGAAAGGAACUCCAGGAGCGCCCGGUGUCCCAGGUUUACCAGGAGGGCUAGGCCCUAAGGGAGACCCUGGCCUUCCAGGAUUCCAAGGUGCACCUGGUAUCCCCGGUCCAAAGGGUCUUGAUGGUGGACCCGGUGCCCCAGGUCUCCCAGGAGCUCCCGGUAGACCAGGAGAGCCUGGUCGACCAGGAGGACCAGGUUUUCCUGGAGAAAAGGGUCAAGCAGGUCGGGACGGAAUCCCAGGACCAGCUGGAGUGAAAGGAGAACCCGGUCUUCCUGGUUAUGGAGGUCCUGGUCCUACUGGUCUUCCAGGGUUGCCAGGUGCAAAGGGUGACCCAGGUCUCCCCGGCCCAUCUGGCAGUCCUGGUUUCCCUGGCACCAAAGGAGAGGCUGGUUUCCCCGGUGCUCCAGGCCCUCCUGGCAACAGUGGGCCACCUGGACCUCCUGGAGCUGCUUUGCAGGGUCCUAAAGGAAUUCAAGGACCACCUGGACCACCUGGAAGAGCAGGUCCUAAAGGUCCUCCAGGUGCACCUGGCCCAGAGGGUCCACGUGGGCCCCCAGGAUCAGGCGGCAUCAGAGGAGAGAAGGGCAUCCCCGGUGCUCCAGGCCAGCCAGGCUUCCCUGGACAGAAAGGAGAUCCUGGUGUUCCUGGCUUCCCGGGCCCCUCUGGUCUCCCUGGUGCUCCUGGUAUAAAGGGAGACAUUGGCCUUCCUGGAGUUCCUGGAUUCCCUGGACCUAAAGGUGACCCUGGACUCCCUGGUGGUAGUGGGCUUCCUGGAGAUCCUGGAGAUAUUGGACCCAGUGGCCCUCCUGGUGACCCUGGUGUACCUCCAGCUCCCAUCGUUGUGAAAGGAGAGAGGGGACCCCCUGGUCCUCAGGGUCUGAAUGGUGCUCGAGGGCCCCCUGGUUCUCCUGGACGUGAGGGACUUCCAGGCCCUGCUGGUGAACCUGGAGAUCCUGGUCUUGAGGGUCCUCCUGGCUUCAGUGGUCCACCUGGCAGGAAGGGAGACAACGGACCAGCUGGUCAGCCUGGCCAGCGUGGUUACCCUGGUCCUCCUGGUUCAGACGGUCCUCAGGGUCCUCCUGGUCUUCCAGGAUCAGUUUCUGCUGCUCACGGCUUCCUCAUCACACGACACAGCCAAGGUCAGGAUGUUCCUUUCUGUCCUGAGGGGACAACUCUCAUCUACGAUGGAUACUCCCUGCUCUACGUUCAGGGCAACGAGAGAGCACACGGGCAGGACCUCGGCACGGCCGGCAGCUGUCUGCGCAGGUUCAGCACCAUGCCCUUCAUGUUCUGCAACAUCAACAACGUCUGUAACUUCGCCUCUCGUAACGACUACUCCUACUGGCUGUCCACACCUGAGCCCAUGCCCAUGUCCAUGGCGCCCAUCACCGGCGAGAGCAUCAAGCCUUACAUCAGCAGGUGUUCAGUUUGUGAAGCUCCUGCUAUGGUGAUCGCAGUCCACAGUCAGACCAUCCAGAUUCCUUCCUGCCCGUCGAACUGGGAAGCCCUGUGGAUCGGAUACUCCUUCAUGAUGCACACCAGCGCAGGUGCAGAGGGCUCCGGUCAGGCUUUGGCCUCCCCCGGCUCCUGUCUUGAGGAGUUCCGCAGCGCUCCCUUCAUAGAGUGCCAUGGCAGAGGGACCUGCAACUACUACGGCAACUCCUACAGCUUCUGGCUGGCCACUGUAGAGCCCUCCGAAAUGUUCAGGAAGCCGCAGUCAGAGACUCUGAAGGCAGGGAACCUACGAACACGCGUCAGUCGCUGCGUAGUCUGCAUGAAGAGGACGUAACGGCAGCCAGCAGAAACCCACCGGUGCCGGGUACGCCUGAUCAAUAACAAGAGAUGAUUGGA